AUGGCCCAAGCCUUAAAUUAUACUAAUAUAGCUUUUUUCAGAGUGGCAUUUUUGUUUACGAUUGCCUUCUUUUGUGUAAAGAAUGUUAAUUCAAUUUUGCAGAACACAUACUUCUUAGUCUUAACGCAAGCAAUGAAUUUACCUGAAUUAACAUUAUCACGUUACAAUGGUCAAUUGGGCCUUUUCGCUAUUCUAUUUGUGCUUAAUGGUAUCCAUGAUCUGAUUCCACUACUAGAGAACAAUGUCAAAUAUUUCCAAUCUAUCGUCCCAGUUAGAUUACUAAUUUUCUUCAUUUUAACAGGUACUUCAUACCUUUGGGAGUCAAAUUUUUAUAUCCACAAUAACUCUGUUUUCAUUUACUGUUUUGCAGAAGUUUGGAUAAAUUUCCUGUUAUAUAAUGCUGUUAGGGAGGAGAAAAACGAAGAAUUCAAAAGAUUGAAUCAAUUUGUGGUUAAUGAAGAGGAUAUUGAGGAACCUCAGCCAUUUAUCGUGAAAACUGAAACCACGGAAAUCAUCGAGAUAACCAAUGAUGAUGAUGAUGAAGAUGAGAGCGACGAAGAUCGUGGUGAUGAAGGUGACAAAGAGUGA
Saccharomyces kudriavzevii IFO 1802 is the source of this 588-nucleotide messenger RNA. It is a transcript of the gene ILM1, whose product is annotated as Ilm1p. The transcript has a single exon. The coding region runs from base 1 to 588 and encodes 195 amino acids. Lineage: Eukaryota; Fungi; Ascomycota; Saccharomycetes; Saccharomycetales; Saccharomycetaceae. The record is from RefSeq and is a predicted model, not a curated record.